This is a messenger RNA of Miscanthus lutarioriparius, 777 nucleotides long. NCBI's taxonomy places the organism in Eukaryota, Viridiplantae, Streptophyta, Magnoliopsida, Poales, Poaceae. The record is from the annotation of a GenBank genome assembly.
AUGGCCGGAGAGGCGGGAAGAGACCCCCGAGCGUGGCUAGCCGUCGACGAGACGGCGGCGGCCUUCCUCUCCCGUUCACUCUCCUCGCGCCCCCCCAUCACCCUCCCGCCGCCACUCCACCGCGCGCCUCUCCGCCCGGGCAACGUCGUCGAGAUCGCCGGCCCGUCCAACUCUGGCAAGUCUCACCUCCUCCUCAUGCGCUUCUUGUAUGCCCGAUGUUGCAACAGUCCUGAAUUCAUAGCUGCUGUGAAGACUGUAAAGUCUCAAUCAAGGAGGGAAGUGUCCAGUGCUGGUAUAUAUUUUGUUAUGAUAGACAGCAUUGGUGCGUUCUACUGGAUAGAUCGUGGUUCUCAACCUGCCCGAGAGAAUAAAGGGAGAACACUGCAAAGCAUUACUGAAAGUGUUGUCCACGAGUUACGCAAGCUUUUACAACUUCAACCUGCAUUGGUUUUGGUCACAAAGGCACCCAUUUAUGGGGAAGGCACUACAACAGCAAAUGACUUCAAUUGGGUUUCUUCAAAAUACAUUCUGGCGGAUUCAACUGGUUUGGGGUAUUCAAGACAGGAGGAAGAAAGAACUCUCUCUAAUCGGGAAUAUAUGCCAUCAAUAUGGCAGUCCUUUGUUAAGCACAGGAUAAACCUUCAAGUAGAAGCAGAAGUUCCCUCUGUGCUGGAAAGUGAGGUGCUUCCUGUGCAUACUUCUGAGUGGGUGCAACCUUACCUCAAAACGAAGGGGAAGUUUUCUAUUAUGGAUGAUGGUGUUAGCCUUAUCCAGUGA